AUGGAUGUUCUCGGGCGUUUGCAGUCUGAGCCCCUGCAGAACACGGUAACUAAUUUGAUGUACUUUUCUUUGACAGGUGGGAUAUUCGAGUCCAUUGAAAGCGGACCAUCGGGUGCUGAGGAGCUAGCCUUUAAAUUUGCUUUAAACACAAUCAACAGGAACAGAACCCUACUGCCAAACACCACACUCACGUACGACAUCCAGCGGAUAAACAUCUAUGACAGCUUUGAAGCCUCCAGGAAAGCCUGUGACCAGCUCUCUCUGGGGGUGGCAGCCAUCUUCGGUCCCUCUCACAGCUCCUCCGCCAACGCAGUCCAGUCCAUUUGCAAUGCUCUCGGGGUCCCACACAUCCAAACCAAGUGGAAGCAUCAAGUAUCAGACAACCGGGAUGUGUUCUACGUCAGCCUCUUCCCGGACUUCUCCUCCCUCAGCCGGGCCAUCUUGGACCUAGUCCACUUCUUCAAGUGGAAGACAGUCACGGUGGUUUAUGAUGACAGCACAGGUAAGACUAAAAAAACAACAAAAUCUGGUCUGAUUCGGUUGCAAGAACUGAUCAAAGCACCGUCCCGGUACAAUAUCCGCCUAAAGAUCCGACAGCUGCCCGCGGAGACCAAGGAUGCCAAGCCCCUUUUAAAAGAAAUGAAAAGAGGAAAAGAGUUUCACAUCAUCUUUGACUGUGGCCAUGAGAUGGCUGCUGGGAUCCUGAAGCAGCCCUUCAUCCCUGCAGUCAUCACUGGAAACGUGAGGUCACUGGCAAAUGAAGUGGACGAACCAGAAGCGCUCACCUGGACACAGAGAGAGUUCAGUAUCAUGUGCUUCACAGAAACGUGGCUGCACGAGCAGAUACGUCCAUCCUCCAACGUCACCAUUCCCGCCUUCCAGGCGGUUCGAGCCGACAGGGACACCACCGCGACCGAUAAGGAGAAG
This is a messenger RNA of Menidia menidia (Atlantic silverside), 927 nucleotides long. The record is from the annotation of a GenBank genome assembly. Lineage: Eukaryota; Metazoa; Chordata; Actinopteri; Atheriniformes; Atherinopsidae.